Messenger RNA from Lepidothrix coronata (blue-crowned manakin), 5157 nucleotides. It is a transcript of the gene TRPV1, whose product is annotated as transient receptor potential cation channel subfamily V member 1. The record is from RefSeq and is a predicted model, not a curated record. Gene Ontology annotation, molecular function: protein binding; calcium channel activity. Gene Ontology annotation, cellular component: membrane. The transcript has 17 exons. Bases 2205 to 4667 code for a protein of 820 amino acids. Gene Ontology annotation, biological process: calcium ion import across plasma membrane. NCBI's taxonomy places the organism in Eukaryota, Metazoa, Chordata, Aves, Passeriformes, Pipridae.
CAUUUCGGUGCUCUGUCAUUCCCAUUUGUGAAAUGAGCAGUAAUUACCACAUUACAUUUGUCUGAGUGACUGGGAGAGAUCCAUUAACUUCCUGCAUAAAAUGAUACUUCACACGAGGCUCAUUUUCCUGGUAGGAAUAUGUUUGGAAGGACUAGGAGAGAAGAGCAGCUGUAACUUGGUCUGAUGCUUUCAUUAGAGACUUCUUGUCCUUAAGCUGUCUCACAACAUACAGACAGGCUGCAGACCAGGGUGUCAGCCUUGUUUGGGGGGGUUUGGUGGCUCCUGCACGGAACAAAUCCCAGUCUUCAUGGACUGCAUGUUGUCUCUGUAAAAGGUGGAAUGAUACCUUGGCUUGAACAUCGACAAAAUAGUGAAAAUAAAACAUGGAGGGUUGUUUCUAUUCUAUUUUUUUCUACUCUGUUUGGGUGCAGUGGACUAAGGUCAAAGGCAUGACUAGGCUGGUACCAUGACUGGAGAUGCCUGGAGUGCAGGGGUUAUAGCCAAGUGGAAAAUGCAUUUAUAGGGUGAGAAGUAAUUCUUUUCUUUAUUUGACACACAUAAUUAUGUUUGAGUUUUGGAUCAGGGCCUCUCUGAAACAGUCAGAAUUGUGAUAAACUGGAGGAGCUAUGUUACUAUGUUUGGUCUGAAGGUGUUUCUGGUUCUGCCCUUCCUGUAUUGUGUCAAAUUAAGCAUUAAUCAAUUAGCUAGACUAAUCUGUUUUUAAUGUUGGGUAUUGCUCAUGUGCAUUCCCUUAAAAUUUCCAUGGUUUUGUCCCCUGUAUUAUGCUCUUAGACUUUAUUUCUUCCCUUACUCUUUAUUUUAAUGUGAAAACAUGUUCUAGUUUCAGACUAAACCAAGAUACAUGUACACUUCUUUUGCUCAAAUGACCUGGGGAAGCAAGGAAGGUGUUUCAUGUUAUCUAGAUACAGUUCCUUUACUAGGCAGCAAGUGUUUCCACUGAAAUAGGGACAUGGAUUCCUAUCUUGCUCAUUAGCAACAUCAGGACUGACAUUUAUAUAGUGAAAAAGCUGUGCUGAGUUCUGAGAUCUUAACUACAGAGAUGCUGAAUUUCCAACUCCCUCCACCCUCUCUCCAUGCAUCUGUUCCAUGUCGUGUUUAGGGAACUGUUGGCAUAUGAAGGAAUUACAGAGAAAGUGUAGACUAGAUUAAAGAAAAGCCUUAACUUGUUAUAUGUUGUUUUCUCUCUUACAUUAGUAUAAAUUAUUUUUCCAUCAGCAUAUCUGCUUUCAUUUUUAUUGAAUAACUGGAAAGAGCUGAUAAUACUGUUCCAGUGCCCUGUUACCCGUGAGAUCAAGUGGCAUUUGCUUCCAGGAGCUGGUAAAUCAUGGCCUGGUUUGAGGUUCUAUUAGCAAAGGCAAGGCUGUCUCUGAGCUGCAGGCCAGCCCUGGAUACAUCUUUAGGAUCUCUGGCACAUCUGUUGAUGGUUUUCCAUUUGCAGUGAUGGAGAGGGCUCUUAGUGGGUAAAAUCCCUCUCAAGCACAGAAGUUGCACAAAGCCUUUGCAGCAUGUUGGAGGCAGGCCCAAGGAAAAGGAAUAAAUUCCUUCUUGCUUAUUACUGGCUUGUUUUGACAAGCAUUCACAUCUCCUAAAAACAAGAUCCCUGCUGAGAUGGAAUAUGAUAUGUCCAACAACUAUUGCAAAAAGCAAUGGAGAAGGAGAUAACAUCUUCCCAGGAAACACAAGCCAAGGAGCUGCUAAAGGAGGCAUCAGGAAGCAGCAGAAAGCUCCCAAAGCACAUCCAUCGAAGCACAGUGAGACUGAAAGGAGCUGAUGCCUGGAAUGGGAGAAGAGGGAGAAGGAACAUUUAGCAAAAGGCAGCAGCAAGAAGCCAGAGACUGAAUAAGGGAGAUCCUCCACUGCUCCAUGGAGUUUUCCUACUGAGUCCCUGCUUUGGAAAUGGGGAAAGAGUUAAUUGUGAUGUUGAGUGAGAGGCUUUGCUCAGCAAAGCUCCAGGAGCAGCAGCUGAGGACCUGCCUCUGAACUUCCCUUGAUUCUAAAAAUCAGCACAUACCACACUUUUGCAGACAAAUGAAGUGGAGAAGCAAACUCUGAGGGCUUUUCAGUCCAGGCACCCUGGAGGAGGAAUAUCUGGCACCAAAUUCCUGUAGAUCAGUCGGUGCUUACUGAGACUGGACUAUUUUUUGGAAGACGGGAUUUUUGUCAGUAUUUACUGCCUGCUCAUCAUGUCUUCAAUUCUUGGGAAGAUGAAGAAAUUUGGCAGUUUUGACAUGGAGGAAUCUGAAGUGGCAGAUGAACACACAGAAGGGGAGGAGUCUGUCCUGGAAACAUCUGACAACUCCCCGGGCCCACCCAGCACCAGGGCACAGCCACCCAAAAGCAACAUCUUUGCAAGGCGUGGGCGGUUUGUGAUGGGGGAUAGUGACAAGGACAUGGCUCCCAUGGACUCCUUUUACCAGAUGGAUCACCUGAUGGCACCUUCUGUCAUCAAAUUUAAUGUCAGUUUGGAGAGGGGGAAACUUCACAAGCUCCUGUCUGCAGAUUCCAUCACAGGCUGCUCAGAAAAAGCUUUCAAGUUUUACGAUCGCAGAAGGAUCUUUGAUGCUGUAGCCCGAGGCAACACAAAGGACCUGAGUGACCUGCUACUCUACCUUAAUAGAACCUUCAAGCAUCUCACAGAUGAGGAGUUCAAAGAGCCUGAAACUGGGAAAACCUGUUUACUGAAAGCCAUGCUGAAUCUGCAUGAUGGGAAAAAUGAUACCAUUCCCUUGCUGCUGGAUAUUGCAAGGAAAACUGGAACUCUGAAAGAGUUUGUUAAUGCAGAAUAUACUGACAACUACUACAAGGGCCAGACUGCUCUUCACAUCGCCAUCGAGAGAAGGAACAUGUACCUGGUGAAGCUCUUGGUCCAGAAUGGAGCAGAUGUUCAUGCACGAGCCUGUGGGGAGUUCUUCAGGAAAAUCAAAGGGAAAUCUGGCUUUUAUUUUGGGGAGCUGCCCUUGUCCCUGGCUGCCUGCACCAACCAGCUCUGCAUUGUGAAAUUCCUCCUGGAGAAUCCCUACCAGGCUGCUGACAUUGCUGCUGAGGACUCCAUGGGCAACAUGGUCCUGCACACCCUGGUGGAGAUUGCAGAUAACACUAAGGAUAACACCAAGUUUGUAACCAAGAUGUACAAUAACAUAUUGAUCCUUGGUGCCAAAAUUAAUCCAAUCCUGAAGCUGGAAGAGCUCACCAACAAGAAAGGGCUGACUCCAUUAACUCUGGCAGCCAAAACAGGGAAGAUAGGGAUUUUCGCUUACAUCCUCAGACGAGAGAUCAAAGAUCCCGAGUGCAGACACCUGUCCAGGAAGUUCACUGAAUGGGCAUAUGGACCUGUCCACUCCUCUCUUUAUGACCUGUCCUGUAUAGACACGUGUGAGAAAAAUUCAGUUCUGGAGAUUCUUGCCUACAGCAGUGAGACACCAUCUGAUACAUACUGGUCCCAGCAAGACUCUCCUCUUUCUCCUUCUGCUCAGAACCGGCACGAGAUGCUGCUGGUGGAGCCCCUUAACAGGCUCCUGCAAGACAAGUGGGACCGGUUUGUCAAACACUUGUUUUACUUCAACUUCUUUGUCUAUACCUUGCACAUCAGCAUCCUCACUGCAGCUGCUUACUACAGACCUGUACAGAAGGACCAAAAGCCUCCCUUCACCUUUGGUUACACCACUGGGGAGUAUUUUCGAGUGACUGGAGAGAUCCUGAGUGUUCUGGGAGGCCUCUAUUUUUUUUUCAGAGGGAUACAAUAUUUCGUGCAGAGGCGCCCGUCAUUCAAGACGCUGAUCAUUGAUGGCUACAGUGAGGUUCUUUUCUUUGUUCACUCCUUACUCCUCCUGAGCUCUGUGGUGCUGUACUUCUGUGGCCAGGAACUCUACGUGGCUUCCAUGGUGUUCUCCUUGGCACUGGGCUGGGCCAACAUGCUCUACUACACCCGUGGCUUCCAGCAGAUGGGCAUUUACUCUGUCAUGAUUGCCAAGAUGAUCCUUAGAGAUCUGUGUCGCUUCAUGUUUGUCUAUCUAGUGUUCCUCUUGGGAUUUUCUACAGCUGUGGUGACUUUAAUUGAGGAUGACAACGAGGGGCAAGAGACAAAUACCUCUGACUAUUCCCGCUGCUGCCACGUGAGACGAGGCCGCACGUCCUACAACAGCCUGUAUUACACCUGCCUGGAGCUUUUCAAGUUCACUAUUGGGAUGGGGGACUUGGAGUUCACAGAGAACUACAGGUUCAAGUCUGUGUUUGUCAUCCUCUUGGUUCUCUAUGUCAUCCUCACGUACAUCCUCCUGCUCAACAUGCUCAUUGCGCUGAUGGGGGAAACCGUGAACAAAAUUGCACAGGAGAGCAAGAGCAUCUGGAAACUCCAGAGAGCCAUCACAAUCUUGGAUAUUGAAAACAGCUACUUGAACUGUUUGAAGAGCUCAUUCCGGUCCGGGAAGCAAGUCUUGGUGGGGAUCACACCUGAUGGCCAAGAUGAUUACAGAUGGUGCUUUAGGGUUGAUGAAGUGAACUGGUCCACAUGGAAUACGAAUCUGGGCAUAAUCAACGAAGACCCCGGGUACUCCGGGGACCUCAGACGGAAUCUCAGUUUCUCUAUUAAACCUGGCAGAGCACAAAAUGCGAAGGAUGAAGUGGGCUCAUCACUCACAGCAGUUUGACUCUUGGGAAUAAAACCCCCAUAGAUCUGUCAUUCUGAAUGAAGAUUUUACAAGACAGAUAAGGUGUGAAGCCUGAGGAGAUGGAGCAGUGUAUGAUGGCAACCAGAUAACUAGGAGGAGGCUUUUGGAGGCCCCAAGCCCUACAGUUUGGGAGCUCAGCCCUCAGCACAGAAGUAUUCAACUGUGCAAUCAGUCUCUGCUGUACUUGCCAGCUGAAAUAUGGAAAACUCAUGCAACAGUAUGGGCAAGAAAACCACAAAGCCCUUUCUUCCUGCUUCUUUCUUCUUCUUUCAUCAGCUUCCUAUUUAAACCACUUGUAUAUUUGCUGAUUCUGUGGAGGGGGAAAAAUUAACCAUUCCUUUCCUUUGUAGUUUCAGGGAAACACUGGAAAACAUUGGUUCCGCUUUUAAGAGAUGGAAGCAGGAGAGAAGAUAGUCACAAGCUACCAGAGGAAGUCAAAUUAAAACCUGUUUUGGAACCUUAUUAUGAG